AUGUCAAUCGAAAAUCUUAAGACCUACGACCCUUUCGCUGACACCGGUGAAGACGAAGGACAACCCUCUGGGAACGGCAGAAAAACUCUAACUACUGUACAAGGUAUUCCAGCUGAAUAUGAUCAGAGGAGGCUGCUGAAAGCAUUCAAGAAAGAGUUUGCCUGUAAUGGCACGCUCGUGCAAGAUGAAGAACUUGGUCAAGUAAUCCAACUUCAAGGAGACCAGCGUCUCAAAGUUCAGGGCUUCCUUGCAUCGGAAGGAAUUGACAAAAAGAUAAUCAAACUCCAUGGUUUCUGA
Paraglomus brasilianum is the source of this 297-nucleotide messenger RNA. The record is from the annotation of a GenBank genome assembly. Lineage: Eukaryota; Fungi; Glomeromycota; Glomeromycetes; Paraglomerales; Paraglomeraceae.